AAACCAGCGCACAUCUGAAAUGUACACCCGUUCGUUCUUAUUGUCCUACUCUGUGGCAUGGAUACUUCUAUUGCUCGUCGCUGGCUGUGCUGGCAAGCGUAAUUGGGAUUACGAACCAAUCUCUAUAGUUACCAGAACGACGGAUGCAUCAAAAAUGAAUCUUGAGGCAGAUGUUGAACGCAUCGGACGCGAUGAAUGCGUUUUUACGGCCAAACUGUUACUAAAUUUCGAUAUGGACGAUACGACCAUGGUGGAGGCUACGGCUUAUCGCAGCUAUUCGGGCAGCGAGGACGAUUACAAGGUUUUGCCCUUCAGAGUACCGAAGCAGACAUUUAAACAGUUUGCCCAAACCCAUUACAAGGAGAUUGCCUACAAGAAUUUGAAGGAGUGCUCGAAUAUACCCGAACCCGAGAAUGUAUACCCCUGGCCUAAAGGCACCUACCAUUUCGAUAACUGCACUGUGACUGGCGAUGGAAUGCCCGAAGUAGUGCCCGUGGGCUACUACAAGCUCGUCUUUACCAUCAGCGGACAGGUCGAUUUUGGCUUCACAAACAUUGGAAAGGUGAUCACGAAUACGGAAAUGAUUGUUUAGAACCCAAAGACAACCGAAGGGUGAUGGCAUAAAAAAACAAUAUUGAAUAAUAAUCAAAAAAUGUAAGUUA
Messenger RNA from Drosophila montana, 662 nucleotides. RefSeq lists its product as uncharacterized. The coding region runs from base 20 to 592 and encodes 190 amino acids. The transcript has 3 exons. NCBI's taxonomy places the organism in Eukaryota, Metazoa, Arthropoda, Insecta, Diptera, Drosophilidae. The record is from RefSeq and is a predicted model, not a curated record.